CGCGCCCGCGGCCACGCCCGCCGGCGUCCAAGGUGUACGUACACCGCAUGCGGGCGGGUCACCACGCCGGGCUGAGCAUUUGGAGGUCGAAAAAAAGCCAAGACAACCCUGCGAAAAAAGUAGGCUUCCCGUAGAAAGCGAGGUGGCAGCAAAGGCAAGGAAGGCGUACUGGUCCUUGGAAGAAAACGCAGGAAAAAAACACGUUUCCUUCGGUGUCUUGCGACGUUCUCUGCCCAGCUCACGCAGUGAAAAAAGCCGCUGCGAGCUGAGUUGCGGCGACGGAGGAAGGCCGCCUUUUUUUCGCAUACUCCCGUGAAAUUCUAUCUGAAGGCUUCGAAGAUUCUGUCUAGCGCUAGUUGCAGCUUUUCAGCCGUGGACAACGGGAGAAGGAGGGAUUUGCGUAGUUCCGUCUCCAUGGGGGUUCGCGCAGCGGAAAGCGAACGGUAGAAGAAGGACUGCGUGUCUCUCUCUGUGCAUGAGCAUGAGGCUCAGGCCUACGGUAAAAGAACGCUGAACUCGCGCGACAAUGCAUCCCAGAAGAACCAGCAGAGUUCGCAGAAAAGGGAGAGCGAAAAGCUGGACGCUUGGCAGCGGGAGUUGGCGGACACAGCCGAGACUCUCGAGAGCAUUCGCGCUGCGCUUCCGCCUACCGCGGGCAUGGUUCCGGACCUCCCUCGCGUGCUGCGCGUCGACAGGGGAGAGAGGGGAAGAGGACCGAGGUCGAAGAUGGAAGUUGAAGAAGAUGCUACUCUCAGAGACUUCCAGCCUUGGAGCAGCGGAGGCGCUGAUCUCUGCAGUCUUCUCCUCAGAGGUGACCCUCUCCGCCAAGCCAAGCAACAGGUAGCCAGCAUGCGCGAGAGCGUAGCGGUUGUCGAGGACUUGCUUCAGCAAGUCUCUGGAUUCCACCAGCUGCUGCUCGCGGAGUUGAAGACGAAGUCCAGAGACAUCCGAGCCUUCGUCGCCGCCCUCACGCACCGCGGCCUCCAACUGCCGGUCGCGACGAAGCGCCCUGGGCUCCCUACGCCGCCGCCGCUGCGCAGACUCCGCCGGAGGCUUCUCUCCAAGCAGAAAGCGGAGACACGCGGCUUUGACCUGGCGGCAAAAGCCGGAAUCGCGGAAGAGAAGAAUGCCUGCAGCGAGGGAGGAAAAAAAGAGAAAGCGAAGGAGAAGAAAGAGGGAAAGGCAGCGGAGGAACGCGAAGAAGGAAGGGAGGAAGAAGAGGAGGAGAGAACCGAAGAGAAAGACGCGGAAGGAGAUGAGGAAGAUGACGUGGAAAGAGGGCGAGGAGAAAACGGGGAGGAAGAAGGAGAUGCCGCAGGAGAGAGAAAAGGAAAAGAAGAAGACAGGGAGAAAGAAGGAGAUGCCGAAGGGAAGGGGGAAGCGAGGAGCGACGGAGAGAGAAAAGAGCGACGAGGGGAGUUGAGAAGAAGAGGUGGAAACGCGGGAGAGAGAUGCGGAGACAAGGCGACAAGUCUCAAAGAGGAAGAGAACGAGAAGCGGAAAGAGAGUUUAUCCUUUGGCUUUGAGGCUUCUCCAAAGACACCCCAGCAUAGAAAGAAAGAGCGAAGCAGACAAUGCGAGAGGAGUACGUCUCCUUUCUCGGUCUCCGCCCCUUUCGCCGGCACUGCUCUGAGGAACGCGACACCAGGCUACAAAGAUGAAACGCCCUGCCGUUCUCUGCUGUUCCUCUCUUCUCACUCUUCUUCUCCUCACUCUCCAUCUUCUCCGUCCCGACCUUUGUCUCUUCCUUCUUCCUGUUCCUCUCCUCCUCAGUCGUCUUCCCUCUUGCCUUGUGCUUCCUCGGCUGUCCAGAACAUUUCUCCUUCUCUGCGAAGCGACGACUCUGCCUGUUGGCAUCCUCAUGCUGUCUGUACGGCUUCUUCUCUGGGCGCAGAGCGGGAGGAAAGCAGAGACGCAAGCGGAGAGGGGGGAGAGACAAGUCUUCUUCAAGAGCGACAGAGAGAGAGACAGGCCCAGAGGAAAAGGCGAGGAGACGCCGGAGGAGCACAGCGAACUGUGCGAACUCUGCCGGCCGCUCCCGCCUCCUUAGCGAUCACCGAUGUCUCUCCAGGAGCGGCGACAGAAGCCGAGAGACUCCGCAGGCGUCACAGGCGAAGAAUGAGUCCUCUUGCGUCUCCCUCGAACUCAGUUGAGGGGGUGAAAGAGCUUAAGAGAGAGAAGGAGUCGACCGCACUCUGGAGACAGCAUCCCUCACUUGCUCUGCCAAGCAGAGAGACAGACAGCCCCUCCGGCUCUGUGGUUCAUAUGGGAGAAAGAGAGUCGAAAACGAGGGGGGAAGAGGCGGACACAUGCAAGGCUCUGGAGGGGUCUUCGCCUUCCGAGUCUUUGGCACCUUCGCGCUCGAUGUCUGCCUCUUCUUGUGCGUCUGGGGCUUCUCCUUUCUCUGCGACGGAAACCUCUUCCUUGCUUGUUCCCUCGCCAUCCACCCGCUCUCACAAGCGAAAAAGAACUCCGCAGGCUUCCGCGCUGACUUCUUCGAGUCUCUCGCCUUCUUGCGACGCGGAGGAAAAGGAAAAGACAAACGACAGGGGAACGGUCAAGUCGCGACGCGUCCUCCCGCCCUCCACGCUUUCAUCUCCUUCUUCUCUCUCUUCUUCUCUCUCGUCUUCCUCCUCCGCCUCUUCAGUCUCUUUUUCCUCCACUUCAGUCUCGGAGACAGCUAGCCGGCCUGACAGGGCCGUCGCAAGCGACGCGUUGGACGGAGGAGUAGCGGCGGAGAAGCUGUGCGAGAGCGGAGACGUCAGUCGUUCUUCUCAGCAGGAGGGUACCAUGGGUCCCUGCCCUUUCUCGGAUGCUGGAGCAAGAGAAUCUUCUUCCACUCUUUCUCACUCUGCUCCUUCUGCUUCUUCGUCUCUCUCUUCUUUUGCAUUGAUUCACGCAACUUCAUCUCGAAGAAAGUCAACUCGUGGGGGGAGACUUCAGAGGCCGAGUCUGCAGUGCGGGUCAGGCGGAGAAAGCUGUCUCUCGGCGAGUGCAGAAGAGACAGGUAUCUCCGCGGACGCCCCCUGGGAACCAGCCUCCGAGGGGGGCCGCGGACAGCCAGCCGCGUGGACCGAGCUACCUCCAGCUGCUAGCCAGUCUGUGAAGACGCGGAAGACAGGCAGAAGCUCCGCGAGACGCAGCAAGACAGGUGACAGCGGCUGCGCGGAGGGGGCAGGCGAGGGAGAGACCAGCGAUGGUCUUCUGGGUACUCGGGGCGGCGGAAGUCGGGAAGAAGAGAAGGCGAGGAAGGAGGCAAUGGAGACAGAGGCGAGCGGCGACAGAGAAAGGCUGGCGACAGAGGCGACCGCCAAAGGCCGGCGCAGAGAGAACGGGGAGACCGAAAACUUCUGUUGCUCUGCGUCUGCGUCUUCAAAAGCAGAACGGGGGAGAUCGGAGAAAACGCGCCGAGAGAAAGCUUCUCGGCAGAAAGAGAGAGUUAUGAGCUCGAGCUCGACAGACUCCUCGAGCGAGGACGCACCAGUGUCUCGGAGGCGCCUCUCUCUUUGUCUCUCGUGUGAGCCAGGACUCCGCAAAUCUCGAAACCGGAAAACGUCACCCCACCCCCGUGCGGGGAUCUCUCCUUCUGUCUCUUUCUCACCUCAGUCUCUUCUUUCCUCAGGUCCUCCUGCUUACGCUUCUCACUUGUCGUCUCCUUCGGAUGCCGCUUCGUCUUGCGCGUCGGCGUCAGCAUCUGUCUCUGCGCCGGACUGCGGGGUCGAGGCGAGAGCGCCUGCCUCAGCUGUCUCGAGGAAAGGCGAAGAGAAGAGUCCACAGGCGGGCUCGAUCGCAGAGGAAACGACGCCGGGAAAUCGAGUUAUCCAGCGUGGGGGCCGCGCCAGCUGCCGCCAACGAGGCGCAGAGCGACGCGCGAACUCGGGGAGACCCGGCGUCCAGAAGGUUUCGCGGAGUUCUCCUCGAGGGAGCAAAGGAAGCGACGGAAAGGCAAGGAAGGGAACAGCUGACGAUCUUGUCCCUUCGAAGGAGAAGCGUCUUCGCCUCGGCGACGAGAAGGAUCCGUGGCUCCCCUCGGGAGGUCAGACCCCCCGGUCGCGAAUGGAACCACGUUCGAGCGCGUCGGGCUCCAAAGGGCCUUCGGACGCGUUGGGCUCCAAAAGGCCUUCGGACACGUUGGGCUCCAAAGGGCCUUCGGACGCGUUGGGCUCCAAAGGGCCUUCGGACACGUUGGGCUCCAAAGGACCUUCGGACGCGUUGGGCUCCAAAGGGCCUCCCCUGGGCGGCGAGGGCGACGGCCCUCUUUGCAGAGAUGUGCUGAAGAGAGAGACCUCAAACAGCGCCCCUGGCGGGGCGGAAGCGAGGGCUCACGUACAGAGCCAACGGUCCGCCCAGAGUGUUUCUCCUCCGUCUUCCGAUUUUUCUCUUCCCUCUUCGCUUUCGGUGGAGCCGAUGUCGGCGUCCUCGCCGCAGGCGUCCGACUCUGUUCGAGGCGCUGGAACGCACAAACAGGAGACAGACAAGAAAGGAAAAGAGACAGACGGACAAGGAACGGAGAAGGGCGAAGGCGCGAGUCGAGAACAUGGAGGAAGGCACGAGCAGAAACUGGCGAGAGAAGGAGUUUGUGAGGGGAGACAAGCGGAGAGAGUGGAGACACUGGCGCCAUGUCUCCCAGACCUUCCUUCUGUUCAGCUGGCUUCAGCCGGCGUCCUCGAUCUGGGACAAGCGCGAGAAAGAAGUGGAGACAGACAGGUUGAAGGGAGCCAUUCAGGUUUGCAGCUGUCGAGCAGCGACGCGGAGACUCUCGGCGUCUCUGCAUUGACCGAUGGAGCCUCUUCAGAGCGUGAAAAGGCUCCGUGCAGAGAAGAAGCGAGAGCCGGCAGGAGAGAGGGAGAAGAAGAGCAGACAACGGGAGAAGAGUUAGAAGAAGAGACAACAAAGAAAAGAAAGAGAGAAGACACGCGAACGUCUGAACUGAGGCCCAGAGAUCAGGCAGGCGAAGCACCGCCUACUCAGAGAGACGCUGCAGAAGCAACGAGGCAGGCGACCAGAGUGGAACAAGUUGAGGCUGCAGAGGAGGUCGAAGAGUGGGACAUGGAGAGAGGGUCGGAGUCCGGCAGGAGUCGAAGAAAAUGUGCCGAGGAGGAGACGAAAAGACACAGCGAGAGAGAAACAGAGAGAGAGAAAGAACAAACGGAACUCAAAGAAGAAGCAGGAGGAGAGAGGGGAGCGAAAGGAGACAGAGGAGAGAAAGGAGAGAGACGAGGGAAAGGAAACACCGGAGAGGAAGGAGAAAGAGAGAGAGGAGAGAAGGGCGAACGAGAGAGAGACAACACAGACAGAAGAGGAGACAGAGGGAAGUCGCACGGCAGCAUUGGUCACGGUCGGCGCCUCGAGGGAGGCGAAGAAGCUGCAGAAAGUCGAAGAUGGAGGCGAGAGGAAGAAGAAAGAAGUGGAGGGGACAGGAGAGACAUCUUUAGUGCGCAGCGGAGUCAAAGAAGCUUUUUUUCUUUUUCUCAAAGGCCUUGCCCGUACCAGCCGCUCUGGGCGGCGCAACAGCAAGAGCGACGUCGAUGCUUCUCCUCUCGCCGUGGCUCCGGCUCCGGGCCGGCGGACAGGGGCGACUCCGGGUGUACGUACACUUCAGUGGACAGGCGGUCGUGGAGCAGAGCGGACAGAAGCCGGGAGGGGAACUGGCGCAGCUCACCGCCGCGCCGAGACGAGGGAAGUCGAGGGAGAGGCGAAGAGAAAGCUCGCCACCGAGAAGGCUGCGCCACCCACUCUGCUGCCGCCUGUCGGCCUUCCUACGGCGAAGAUUCUCGGCGCGACGAAGGAAAAUGGUGGCUGGAACAAGGCAGACCAGAAAGACAUGAAAGCCGAAACUUCCUUCCGUCUCGGAUGUAUCUGCGGCGGGAAGACGCGGACUCUCGCUCUUCAUGGGACAGACGCCUUCCUCCCGCUUCCUUUUAUCAAAGCAAAUCUCUCAAAUCACGAUCUUUCUCCUAUUCGCUUCAGUCCUCUUCCUUCUCUUCAUCCUCUUCUUCCUUCUCUUCGUCCUCUUCUUCCUUCUCUGGAUCAUCUUCUUCCUUCUCUGGAUCAUCUUCUUCCUUCUCCUCGUCCUCGUCCUCUUCUUCCUUCUCUUCGUCCGCGUCCUCUUCUUCCUUCUCUUCGUCCGCGACCUCUUCUUCCUUCUCUUCGUCCGCGUCCUCUUCUGUCACUUCAUCCUCUUGUUCAUCCUCUGCUUCCUUCUCUUCGUCCACUUCCACGUCUUCGUCUCCUUCGUUGUCUGCUGUCAUCUCUCCUCACUCGCCUGGUCUCUCCGCGCGCCCUUCGGCCUCCCGCACUCCUUUUCUCGAGUCGCGUGGACUCGCAGAUGCAGCUGCAGGCGCCAAGGACUCAGAAGAGACCAGGCGUCCUCGGACUUUGUCCUUGUAUGCGUCUUCUCAGUCUUCUCUCUCUGUCCCUUCGUCUUCGUCUGUCUUCUCCUCGCCUAUCUCCUCUUCCACAGUUUCUUCCUUCGCCUCUGCAUCUUCCUGUCUUUCUUCGUCCUCUGCUUCGUCUGCUUCUUUCUCUGCCUCUUCUCGUCUUCCCUCGUCUUCCUCCUCCUCUGCCUCUGCUUCCUCUCUUGUUGACUCGUUUCCUGCUGCGCCUGAAGCACUCGAGCCAGGUUCAUCGAGGGUCGCCCAAUACCUUCUGAGACUCUGCGCGUCGGGCGUCUCCAAGUCUGUCUCCGCUAAGGAGUCUCUGCGGGCGCCUAUGGCGAAACCGCCUCUUGAUCCUCCCUGUGAUCCGCCUGGCGACGGACGCAGCGAGGAGGUGCAAAGGCAGAAGCUCAGUUCCACUGACUGUUUCUCCUGCGAAGCAGAGAAAGAAAACAAAGAGGAAGCGAAGUCGCACUCCGGUCACUUGCCGUUUUCUCUUCCGUCCUCCAAUUUUCACCUCUGCUCUCCUUUCUCUUCUUCUCUCGCAUCUGCAUUCGCUUCCUCGUCUCCUUCCUCUUCAUUUUCUUCCACGUUUUCCUCUUCCUCCUCUGCAUCUUCUACUUCUUCAUCUUCCUUUUCUUCAUCUGUUUCCAGCUAUUCGUUUUCAUCUUCUCCACUGUCUUCGUCUUCCUCCUCGUCCUCUUCUGUCUCGUCGUUUCGUUCCGAGUCAAAAGGGCACCGGUGCUCUCCAGCGCGGCUAGCGGGACCUGCUCUGGGGUCCUUGGGAUACGAGCGAAGGCCCUCUCCAACGAAGUCUGUCUCCUCGAAAGCUGCAACGACGAGUGAGAACGCUCGUGAAGUGGAGGAAGGCGGCAGAGCCUGGGGAGUAGUGACAGAGAGAGGAGACGGAGUUCCGGAAAAGUCAGAGAGCGGUGAGGGCGGGUGGCGAGAGCACGCUCGUCGACUGGAGGCGAAGACACCUCGUCUGUUUUCCGACGAACUGUCGUUUCGACUCCGCGAAGAGUCUCGGCCGGAGAGCGACCGAGGGGAGAGAACCAAGCGUUUCUCUCCAGACGAGGUGGAGACGCUUGAUGUGGAGAGCAAGACGCGCGAAGAGAAACGAACAGAGAAACCAGAAGAGAGUCGCGGAAAACGAGGCACUGCUGUGGAAGCGCACAAAACGUCUACGCAGGUCCAAACUCGGGAGGCAUGCGACGAGGGAACGGCAGAAGAGAGGACGAAAAAGAAGAAAGAAGAGGGAGAAGAAGAUGGGAGAGAACAGCAGGCGAAAGAGGAAGAAGAGGAAGAAGAGGAAGGGGAAGUGAAGGAAGAUGCGCCUGGUGUGCAGAGAGAAGAGGGGAAGAAAGCUUGUCCGGGAGAGACACUCGAGGAGGCAGCGGGGGAGGCGAGUCCUUGGGAGAAACAGGUGAAGCCUUCGCUUACGCUUUUUGGGGCUUUUCGGACGAUGACUUUGCAGGUGAAGGGAAUGAAAGCGCGGAGAAAAGUUUCUCGAGACACAAAGAAGAAGGAGAUUUUGGAAGGGGAAAAAGAGAAGGACGCUACGCGACAGAGUCAGUCAAACCACCCAGAGACGCGAACACACACUGUCUCGCUCUCUUCCUCUGAUUCCGUCUGUGCAUCUGCUUCUUCAUUUUCUCGCUCUUCGACAUCUGCAUCCUCUUCAUCUUCUGCCUCUCCGCCGUCUUCCUCGUCGUCUUCGCCUGCCUUCCCUUCCUGUUCUUCUUCGUCGCCUUCGUCUUUCCUUUCAACUCCUAAGAACGAGGAAGGAGAGAGAGGGAGCGAACGGGGACCAGACGGUGGGGAAGAGAAGGAGACGACGGAGGCGAAAGUCGCGAAGACGGAGGAAAAGAAGGAGAAAGCCGAGCAUGGUGAGGAGAAAGGAGACGGGGAGAAAGAUCCUGAAGAGGGUCCCAGAGGCUUCGCUGCUUUGCACAAAGACGACAGAGAUGCCCGCGCAAGAACCGUCGGCGUUGCUCGAAUUGAACUUUUAGGAAAGAAGGAAGAAAACCGCAUGCACGCAGAGCCAGCCAGAGGGCGGACGACGACAGACCGCGGAAAGAGGGAGGAGGAGCCCAGCGAGAAGACAGCAAAGGAGGCAGAGACCAAGGGAGACCCGCCUGUUUGGAGUCCAAAAAGAGAAGGUCCUCUUUCUCUCCCUCGAUUCACCGGAACAGGGGAGACGAAGGGCAAAACUGAGGAGACGAAACGGUGUUCUUCUUUCUCGUCUUCCCCUUCCCAUUGUGCUCUGCUCGCUGUGGAGCAAGUGGCGAGGGUGCUGGAGUACUCUGCGUCGGAAAAGUAUGAAAAAGAGAAAGAGGCGUUUCUGGGGAACUCGCCUUUGCGGCAAGCUUCCUCCGUCGAGUUAGGAAGGGCGCACAUCGAGGAGUUGCCAGAACGCAUGGCGCAGAGAGAAGCGAAAGGAGACAAGGGCACAGGCGCAGAGUGUGGCGGGGUGUCUGUACAGCUGACGGAGAGCGAAGGCGAAGAGGGGCAGACUGCAGAGGCGCAGAGAGAAGACGAAGAGUCCGAGAGCUCCGUUAACGAGGCAGAGUUAAAGAACGUCUGUUUGACGCUCAAAAAAGAACUUGAAGAAACUCUGGAGUGCAACGACGCGGAAACCACGCGACAACUCCUGGUGGAAACGCACCGCCUUCUCGUCCACCAACUCCCGGUCCCCCUCAUGCUUCGGAUUCUUAAACCGACAGGUCUAGGACGGACAGUUCAGGCAGUCGUCCGCCAUCGAGACGCGAGUCUCGCCUCUCUCGCCAGGCGCAUUGUGACGGUGUUGAAAGGGCGCAUAGCUCUGCAGGCUCAGCGAGAGCAAGAGUAG
Toxoplasma gondii ME49 is the source of this 9228-nucleotide messenger RNA. RefSeq lists its product as hypothetical. The transcript has 5 exons. Bases 658 to 9228 code for a protein of 2856 amino acids. Lineage: Eukaryota; Apicomplexa; Conoidasida; Eucoccidiorida; Sarcocystidae. The record is from RefSeq and is a predicted model, not a curated record.